UUCACCUACACCUCCCUUGAGGAUGAUGAUAAAAAGAGUUCGGGUCCUUUCCCAGGUCUUAGUUUCCGCAAGUUCUUCCAGAUCAUACAUACUGGCUUGAAAGUACCUCAGGAGCAGUACAUCUCUGAGGGUCGUCAAUGGAGCAACCAUGAGUAACUAUCAAGUCGUUACCUCCAAAAGUAUCGAACGUUUGAGAGUUGACAAACUAGCUUGGACCCGACACCCCCCGAGGAACGGAAGUGGACCGCUUGGGUUUACGCGUAUUUCUGGGCAGCACAUGCUGCAAACGCAAGUGCUUGGACAGCAGGAAGUGCAACGCUUAGUCUCGGUCUCCCCUGGUGGCAUGCUUGGCUCGCCCUCAACGUCUCUCACAUCAUCGGUGUAUGUUGUUUGUCGCUGUGACCAUAUGUCUCUCUCUUCUCGCUCAAAUCACGUCUAUCAGACCUUUCUGGUCGUUGCAAAUGGGCGUGUCGCCGCUCGCUAUCAUAUUGGGUUCCCUAUAGUUGCUCGUGCGUCUUGGGGAAUGUGGGGGAGCUACAUGGCUGUUAUUAUGAGGGCUGUUGUCUGUAUCAUAUGGAAUGGCGUGACUACAUUUUACGCCGGACGUUUGGUGGACGUGUGUUUGCAAUGCAUAUGGCCUUCUUGGGCCAACAUCUCCAAUGACCUUCCCGUGUCGGCUGGCGUCACAACCCGACAACUGGCGUCCUUUUUCAUAGCGUGGUUCAUAUUUCAAUGCCUUACAUUGUUUCAUCCUCGAGACCUGAAGUGGUUCUACGCUGCGAAGUCAGUCAUAGUGUUCAUCGCAAUGCACGGAAUUCUAGGUUGGUGGAUACAUCGGAACGGAGGUGUCAAAUUUCCUUCACAAAAAUCCGUCAAUCGGUCCGGUUCAGAUCUAGGCUGGUUAUGGAUGCAAGCCUUCAAUAGCGGAUUCGGGACCAUAUCCUCGUUGACGGUCAAUCAAGCCGACAUAGCGCGUUACGCCCGCAAGCCCAGCGAUCAAUUUUGGGGGCAACUUUUCAUGUUUCCGCUUGCUUCUGCUAUACCUGGCUUAUAUGGAAUCUUGACGGCUUCUGCUUCGCAGGAGCUGUACGGGACGCCGAUUUGGAAUCUUUGGGAUCUCUGUCAGAAAAUGCUUGAUCAGUAUCCUCAUAACGCCGGCGCCCGAUUUGCCAUAUUUCUAGCAUCUGGCAGUAUGGCGCUUGCGCUCAUUGCUGUUAACCUUGCCACGAAUUGUUUGCCUUUCGGUUCAGAUGUCACGGCACUCUUUCCAAAAUAUAUGACGAUUAAGCGAGGCCAAUUCAUUGCUUGCUUGGCUGGGCUGGCGAUGGUGCCCUGGAAGAUUUUAAAGAACGGUCAGACCUUCUUGGCCUUUCUGUCUGGAUACGGAUACUGGCUGGCACCUGGCGCAGCCAUCUUAUGCGUCGAUUAUUUUCUGACAUUCAAUGGGAAUGUCGUUACGAAAGAGUUGUAUGUCGGUCAUCCAAGUGGAUUCUAUUGGUAUACAAGGGGUUGGAACAUUCGUGCACCUAUAGUCACGAUUCUUGCUCUCAUUCCUUGUAUGCCUGGGUUCGCUUUUAAGAUCGCACCAACGACUGUCAAUAUUUCCGACGAUGCGAAGCGGAUGUUUGACGUAUCUUUCCUAGUCACCUACUUCAUCGCUGGAGUUCUAUAUUUUCUAUCUUACAAGAUCUGGCCGCUCCCUCAACAUAAGCGAGAGAUGCUCCAGGAACUCAAGUUUGAAGCUUUGGCUGAUGCUCUCGACGAAGUGGAGAGGAAUAAGCGAUUAGCUGCCGAUUUCCGCCGCACAUCUGGUGAUGAGAAAUCACUCGAGAAUGGGUAUGUAGUUCCGUAGUUCCGUAGCAGGCGUGUAGAUAGCUCUGUUGCCACGAGGGAGAUAAAUUUUUGUAUUGAGAAGCCUGAUCAGUAUUAUAGCUGUCAAGAAUUGUAUACUAAGUUAUCACCCAAUG
Messenger RNA from Marasmius oreades (fairy-ring Marasmius), 1967 nucleotides. RefSeq lists its product as uncharacterized. The coding region runs from base 149 to 1852 and encodes 567 amino acids. The record is from RefSeq and is a predicted model, not a curated record. NCBI's taxonomy places the organism in Eukaryota, Fungi, Basidiomycota, Agaricomycetes, Agaricales, Marasmiaceae. The transcript has 15 exons. Gene Ontology annotation, cellular component: plasma membrane. Gene Ontology annotation, molecular function: nucleobase transmembrane transporter activity. Gene Ontology annotation, biological process: transmembrane transport; nucleobase transport.